AGUUGAAAACGGGACGAAAAGUUGGAAUAUUGUCCUGUAUACCGCAUUAGAAGUUCAGUCUCUACGCGGCUUCUUCUACAUGUUCUGUUGUGUUAUCUCUUUAGGUUGUUGUGAAUAGAGAGGAUACUCGAAUUAUAAGGAUAUAUUUCUUUCUUUCAUAAAAUGGGAGAAACUCCUAAUAACAAUGCUCAGAACACAGCUGAUUACUUAGCGCAGCUACUUAAGGAUAAAAAACAAUUAGCAGCUUUUCCAAAUGUUUUCUUACAUCUGGAAAGACUCUUAGAUGAUGAAAUCAACAAAGUGCGAAAUAAUUUGUUUCAAGUAAAUGGUUGCAAGAAAGAUCCUUUGAUCCUGCCAGAACCUGAUGGUCCCGUCAUAUCUCGCUCUGAAAAGGUCUAUGUGCCAGUCAAAGACCAUCCUGAUUACAACUUUGUUGGACGGAUUCUCGGUCCCCGUGGUAUGACUGCAAAGCAGCUGGAACAGGAAACAGGCUGCAAAAUAAUGGUCAGAGGAAAAGGGUCUAUGAGAGACAAAAAGAAGGAAGAACAAAAUAGGGGGAAACCAAACUGGGAACACUUAAACGAUGAACUCCAUGUUCUAAUCACAGUUGAGGACACAAACAACAGAGCAGCUGUAAAGCUACAGAGAGCUGUUGAAGAAAUCAAGAAGCUUCUUAUUCCGACUGAGGGUGAAGAUGAAUUAAAAAAGCGACAACUGAUGGAACUAGCUAUUAUUAAUGGUACAUACAGAGAUAGCACUGGAAAAAAUAAUAAUAUUUACAUGUUUCUCACGGAGCCAGAGACAACUCGACUGUUGGCACCCCCAAUGACCAUCUCCAACUCUCUUCGUACCACCGGUACUCCUCUCGGGGCUCCGUUAAUUCUCUCCUCUAGGAUACCUGUUCCAACGACUCACACUUUAUUGAAUGGAAAUGCACCACCUCCUCUCAUUUCUCCCGCUGAUGCAGGGCUCUUGUAUGCCACUUACGGAGAUUAUCAACAUUAUGCCGCCCUCACGUCUCCUCUACUGGCAGAAUACCCACCACAUACUGACCACUCAUCUGCUGGUGCGGCUAAACAGAGGAGAAAUUUAGGUUUGCGGGAACAUCCUUACCAGCGUUCUGGCUCUCUUACUUAAGCGACAAAAGCUCCACAACCGACACCUGAAGAGUACUAACCCACCCACCUGUGAAAAUACAACUCACGAUGACCAGCACACAGGGUCGUUCUGGAAAGAUCUAUUUUUGUAGUGCACUUUCUUCCCUUCUCUGUUGACUUGUGAGGAUAAUCGACUAACACUUCCUCCUGUGCAGUUUUGAUAUCGCAUCAGGUGAUCUGACGUGUCAUUAAAAAAAAAGCAAAUUUUAACUUUAACUAUCUAAUGCUGCUUUUGUGUCAAUUAUCUUCUUUACCCUUUGCACAACAUUAUUCUGUUUACUGUUUUAUUUUGCAUGACAUUUAUGUAUAUUGAGAAUAUUCCUACACAAAAUAAGUUCAUUCUCAGUUGCUGAAAUGUUGAACAUUUUCUCUAUAAAUAAUCUUUCUUUAUUGACAUAGCUAACUGACACUAUCCUAAAAUUAGUUUUGGUAUGUAUGUUUAAGGAUUUUGUAAAUUUGCUUUUAAAUUUUACGCAACUCGCCGACAUAAAGUAAUUUAUACCCUGUUUUAAUAUGGUUUAUUCUUGAAUUAUGGAAAAGGUAAUUAACAAAACUAGAUAGCAUCCUUGUUUUAAAGCUAGCAUUUAAUUGCAUUUUUACAUGAUAAGGCUACAACAGUAAGAAUAGGUUUUAAAUUUAAAAGUGAAAUCUACAUUUGUUGAUAUGGUGUAGAGAAAAUAUAUCAUUAAAAUACUCUCCCCUAUUUUCCAUUAUAAAGUAGAAUUAGAAUUUUUUUUUUUAAAUAUCACAUUCCACAUAAACCCAAACACCAGUAUUAUUAUUUUGUGUCUAAGCAAAAGAAAUGCUGUUCCCAAUAAUAAAUUAAUUUGAUUAUUGAAAAGUGUGAAUCAAGAUGGAUUUGUAAACAAUUAAAUGGAAUGCUAACAAAAUCUGACAUUUGCAAUUGAAUCUACUUAAUUAAAAAAUUUAUUGUGAAACCACUUGUGUUAUUAUGCUGGAAGGAUAUUGUGAAUUUUUAUACUGUCUAUGUUCUUACAUUGAGUGCUGAUCAAAUGUUAUUUUUAUCAUUGUGACUGAUAUUUUUUAAGUUGUGUGGGUUAGAAACUGCAUUUUAAAUGAGCAGCUCUUUAACUGUACUUAGGUCACACAUUAAGUGCAUUUACUACUUAAUAUUUGUACAUUUUAUUUUGUAAAGUAGCUUAAUUCGAGAUCUUCAGCUAUAUAUACUUAAUUAUU
This is a messenger RNA of Parasteatoda tepidariorum (common house spider), 2354 nucleotides long. It is a transcript of the gene how, whose product is annotated as protein held out wings. Gene Ontology annotation, molecular function: mRNA binding. Gene Ontology annotation, biological process: regulation of mRNA splicing, via spliceosome. NCBI's taxonomy places the organism in Eukaryota, Metazoa, Arthropoda, Arachnida, Araneae, Theridiidae. The record is from RefSeq and is a predicted model, not a curated record. Gene Ontology annotation, cellular component: nucleus.